This is a messenger RNA of Cololabis saira (Pacific saury), 1047 nucleotides long. RefSeq names its product myb-related transcription factor, partner of profilin-like. Gene Ontology annotation, cellular component: nucleus. The transcript has 5 exons. The coding region runs from base 1 to 1047 and encodes 348 amino acids. NCBI's taxonomy places the organism in Eukaryota, Metazoa, Chordata, Actinopteri, Beloniformes, Belonidae. The record is from RefSeq and is a predicted model, not a curated record.
AUGGCGAAAGCAAGCAAAAAGAGAAAAUACACGGAGUGUGAGCUGGAAACACUACUAACAGAGGUGGAGGCCAGGAAGAUAGUCCUUUUUGGCUCCCUGUCCUCUGGGAUAAACACAAAAAGGAAAAAAGGCGAGUGGGAUCUUUUGGCUGCGUCCGUAAACGCUGUGGGGUCGGAGCACCGCAGCACACAGGAAAUAAAAAAGAAGUGGUCAGACAUAAAGGUGGAGGUGAAGAGGAGAGCAGCUGCACACCGGCGAAGUGCGGCCAUGACGGGUGGUGGAGCAGGCACAGAGGCGCUCACCCCUUUUGAGGAGCGCGUGUGCGCAAUUGUGGGUGAGACCGUCCUCACAGGAUUCCUACCUGUCGCUGAGGGCGACGCCGUCUCAUUUGAGCAGCCAAAUGAAGAUGAUGCCGAACCGGGAACCUCGGGGGUCACAGCAUCCUCCCUCCCAUCUGAGGAACCCCGCGCCACCGCUGCCUCUGAUCCUGAGGCCCAUCCGACCGGCCUCAUGCUGACGCAGGCGUGGGACGCCAUGGCGGUGCGCCAGAUUGUGCAAGGUGGCACAAGCAAUAAUGAUGCGGCCCACCUUGUCGGGGCGGUACAGCAGCAUCCCCCCGCUCCUGUCCAGACAGCGCCACCGACAAUUCAGCUGCCCGAUCGCUUGCUCUACAACAGCUCUAGUGAUGGUAUGAGCGUGGUUGUAAGCGAGUUCUCGGGCAGUCUGGGGGCACAAAAGGAGAGACAGCUGGAUGAGGCAGCAAAGAUGCAGACAUCAAAGGUGCCAGACAUCCUCCCUCCUCUGGACCAGCCAGACAUCCUCCCUCCUCUGGACCAGCAACCACCUCCUUUGGACCAGCAACCACCUCCUCUGCACCAGCCAGACAUCCUCCCUCCUCUGCACCAGCCAGACAUCCUCCCUCCUCUGGACCAGCCAGACAUCCUCCCUCCUCUGGACCAGCCAGACAUCCUCCCUCCUCUGGACCAGCCAGGUUCUUCCCUCUCUUUUAUAGCCAAGCCAAAGCAUCCUCUACCUCAUCUGCACUAG